This is a messenger RNA of Meloidogyne enterolobii, 738 nucleotides long. The record is from the annotation of a GenBank genome assembly. NCBI's taxonomy places the organism in Eukaryota, Metazoa, Nematoda, Chromadorea, Rhabditida, Meloidogynidae.
CAGAAAUUAGAAAAUUGCCGCCAUUUUCUAUUCAACACAAAAAGGAUAAUCCUUCGGAAAGAAAAAUUAAGGCGGACGCAAUGGAACCAUCUGUACGUUUAUGUGGCCUUCAGUUUAUAGAUGCUAUAACAGGAUCAGUUAGAGCACAAAAAUUUUGUCCAGUUUCUACUAAAUGUUGUUCAUAUCCAUACUAUGAUGAUGAAAUUGGUACGGUAUAUGAAAGAGAAUUGGGUUGUUGCCCCUUUAAGGAUGGAAAUUGUUGUAGAUAUUCACGUAAAUGUUGCCCUAAAGGAUUUGAAUGUACAAAUGAUAAUAAAUGUAUUUCUAUUGAAAAUUAUGAAAGUCAAGAGGAGAAAGAGGAGAAAGAAGUUGUAGAACCUAUUUCUAUAUCAGAACAUUACGAGUACCCUUCACUUUUUCCAACACUACCAUCAUGCCCGGAUCGUUCAAAAUGCGUUCCGCGAGGUGGUGACAUUACUUCGCGAAAAGAUACUACUACUUGCUGCCCACGUUAUGAAAAUAACGAGCUAGUUGGUUACGAUUGUUGCCCUGAGAAAAAGGUAAGGGUUGAAAAAUCUAUUAGAAACUGGAAUAGUCGAAUCUCUCUAACACAUUGCCUUCGGGGCUGAAUGUAGUAGUUGGUAUAUAAGGAAAGUAACACGUGAGUGGGAGCCAAUUAAUUAUAAGACAUGUCCUCAGGACCGGAUUGAGCUGAAAUGAUGUGAUGUGUGAGUGGAC